UGUCGAGGCUGAAGGUAGCUGCUGGUAUAACCGUACCUGCUUUUCCUUCUUUACUUUUACUCCAGAGCUUUUGCAAUCAAAGCCGAAAGAUAAUGACAACAUAAAGGGGAAUUGUAAAAAGUGUUUUCAGACAUGCAGUGGACAGGUUCGAUCAACAACCAAUUGGAUGAGGCAUAUCAAGAAGCACCCAGACUUUUAUGCUGAUUAUAAGAAGAAGAAGGAAAGAAACCAAGCUAGAGAUAGUGUGACUGUGUCAUCCAAGGCGGCUGCUGCCAGAAAGGAAAGAGUAGCUGUUCGUCAAUCUCUCCUGAAUUUUCCGUCAUCAAAGGCCCCAUCUAAGCUAUCUAAAUUGGAACAGAGUAAAAUUGAUGCUUUGAUUAUGAACUUCAUAAUAACGAAAGCCCUUCCACUGAACACCGUCGAUGAUCCAGCUUUCAUUGCCCUUGUCAAUGGGCUCAAUCCAAGAGCUAAUGUUAUGGGUGCCAAAAAAUUAAGAACACUGCACUCAAGCUCUCGUGUUUGGUCGUUACAAAACAGCAAGUAACUCAGAUGGAUGUCGUUGAUAAAGACCAUUCCACAGCAGAGAUUUAUUGCACGGGCGAAGGGCUCGAGCAUCAGCUACACGUCACGUCCGAUGCAGUUGUUCCGGUCAUUGAAUUUGACUUCAACCUAGGCGUCCUCCUCGUUGUUCCAGAGAGUUAUUCACAACCCAUCGACAGAUGAAGACGCGGAAAAAGUGAUCAUUUCAUCAGGUUUGUGAGUACUUUGUACCUGUUUCGGAGUAAAUCACCGAGAUGUGAAGAAAAGGGGUACAAAUCCUGUCCUUUCGUGAAAAUUCAGAACCUAGGACAAGGAGAUGGAGAAUUUCUUCUGUUUGAAAAACUCUGCGAUUGCCGUAAGGUGUGUGAAGAUUUGAAGUAGCGUUUUCUUUUCUUUUUUACUUUUUUUUGCCGCAAAAUUCUUUUGUUUAAUUGUUGUCUUAUUCGUGUAUCUCUAACUCUAAAUUCGUGAUGGAUUCUUUUCUCGAUAUCAAUAAAUGGAUUUCAUCCCACAAA
This is a messenger RNA of Daphnia pulicaria, 1055 nucleotides long. RefSeq lists its product as uncharacterized. The record is from RefSeq and is a predicted model, not a curated record. Lineage: Eukaryota; Metazoa; Arthropoda; Branchiopoda; Diplostraca; Daphniidae. The transcript has 3 exons. The coding region runs from base 167 to 544 and encodes 125 amino acids.